GCUGGAUAAAAGGGCCCCAGGGUGCCCCAGGAGGCCCGUUAGCGCUGCCCGGCCGCGGAGCCCCGGCCCCAGCCCCGCAACGUCGCACUCCAGCUGGUGCCUUGACCCACAAUGUGGUCCCUACCAGCUGCCUUCCCUCCUCUCCUGCUGCUCCUGCUGCUGAGCCAGACCCCUCCCAGCAGGCUGCAGUCACUGAGCACCAUGAAGCUACGGCUGGUGGGCCCAGGGAGCAGGCCGGAGGAGGGCCGCCUGGAGGUGCUGCACCAGGGCCAGUGGGGCACCGUGUGUGAUGACGACUUUGCGCUUCAGGAGGCCACGGUGGCCUGCCGCCAGCUGGGCUUUGAAGCCGCCUUGACCUGGGCCCACAGCGCCAAGUAUGGCCCAGGGGAGGGACCCAUCUGGCUGGACAACGUUCACUGUGUGGGGACAGAGAGCUCCCUGGACCAGUGCAGGUCUAAUGGCUGGGGCGUCAGUGACUGCAGCCACUCGGAGGACGUCGGGGUGGUGUGCCACCCGCAGCGCCAGCGUGGCUACCUUUCUGAGAGGGUCUCCAAUGCCCUUGGGCCCCAGGGCCGGCGGCUGGAGGAGGUGCGGCUCAAGCCCAUCCUUCCCAGUGCCAAGAGGCAGAGCCUGGUGACCGAGGGAGCUGUGGAGGUGAAGUACGAGGGCCACUGGCGGCAGGUGUGUGACCAGGGCUGGACCAGGAACAACAGCAGGGUGGUGUGCGGGAUGCUGGGCUUCCCCAGCGAGGCGCCUGUCGUCAGCCACUACUACAGGAAAGUCUGGAAUUCGAAGAUGAAGGAUCCCAAGUCUAGACUGAAGAGCCUGACAAAGAAGAAUUCCUUCUGGAUCCACCGGGUCAACUGCCUGGGAACAGAGCCCCACAUGGCCAACUGCCAGGUGCAGGUGGCACCAGCCCAGGGCAAGCUGCGGCCGGCCUGCCCGGGGGGCAUGCACACUGUGGUCAGCUGUGUGGCAGGGCCCCGCUUCCGCCCUCUGAAGGAGAAGCCCGGGAGCAAGGAGUCCUGGGCAGAGGAGACGAGGGUGCGCCUCCGCUCGGGGGCCCAGGUGGGCGAGGGCCGGGUGGAGGUGCUCAGGAACAGCCGGUGGGGCACGGUCUGCGACCACGGGUGGAACCUCCUCUCCGCCAGCGUCGUGUGUCGUCAGCUCGGCUUCGGCUCUGCUCGGGAGGCCCUCUUUGGGGCCCAGCUGGGCCAAGCGCUGGGGCCCAUCCACCUGAGUGAGGUGCGCUGCGGGGGCUAUGAGCGGACCCUCAGUGACUGCCCCUCCCUGGAAGGCUCCCAGAAUGGUUGCCAGCAUGACAAUGAUGCUGCCGUGAGGUGCAACAUCCCUAACUUGGGCUUCCAGGAUCAGGUACGCUUGGCCGGCGGACGCAGCCCCGAGGAGGGGGUGGUGGAGGUGCAGGUGGACGUGAACGGGGUCCAGCGCUGGGGGGCCGUGUGCAGCGACCACUGGGGCCUUAGCGAAGCCAUGGUGGCCUGCCGACAGCUUGGUCUGGGCUUUGCCAACCAUGCCAUCAAGGACACCUGGUACUGGCAGGGGACGCCGGGGGCCAGAGAAGUGGUGAUGAGCGGGGUGCACUGCUCAGGCACAGAGCUGGCCUUGCAGCAGUGCCAAAGGCACGGGCCGGUGCACUGCUCCCACGGUGCAGGGCACUUCUCAGCCGGAGUCUCCUGCACAGACAGUGCUGCAGACCUCGUUCUGAACGCCCAGCUAGUGCAGGAGACGGCCUACCUGGAGGACCGCCCGCUCAGCCAGCUGUACUGUGCCCAUGAAGAGAACUGCCUCUCCCAGUCCGCUGACCGCAUGGACUGGCCCUACGGACACCGGCGCCUCUUGCGCUUCUCCUCACAGAUCCACAACCUGGGCCGGGCCGACUUUCGUCCCAAGACAGGACGCCACAGCUGGAUUUGGCACCAGUGCCACAGGCACUACCACAGCAUUGAGGUCUUCACCCACUAUGACCUGCUCACUCUCAAUGGCUCCAAGGUGGCUGAGGGGCACAAGGCCAGCUUCUGUCUAGAGGACACAAGUUGCCCUACAGGAAUGCAGAGGCGCUAUGCAUGUGCCAACUUUGGGGAACAGGGAGUGACCGUUGGCUGCUGGGACACCUACCGACAUGACAUUGAUUGCCAGUGGGUGGAUAUCACAGACGUGGGUCCUGGGGAUUAUAUCUUCCAGGUGGUUGUGAACCCCAAGCUCGAGGUGGCAGAGUCCGAUUUCUCGAACAACGUGAUGCGGUGCCGCUGCAAAUACAACGGGCAACGGGUCUGGCUGCACGACUGCCACACAGGGUCUUUCUUAGUUGCCUCCAUCCCAGGCUGACUGCCUCACAGGCAAACGUAGAAGUCCCCCGGAUCCGUGUUGCUACCGCCAGCCCUGAUCACUGCUUACAGGACGCAGACCACGGAGAACAGGGCUCAGGACGCUUGCAGGAUUGGUAAUUUCAGGCAAAGAAGCAACAAUCCAGUGGGGAGCAGAGUAAGGAGGUGGCUGCCUCACUUGCCUGUACAGAAAGGAAGCAGUUCCUCUACCUUAGAGUUUAAAGUGCUUGUAUUUGCUGUGGGGUGUGUGCAGUCACUCCCACGCUUUGCACACAGAGGGUGGGGCAGGUGUGUUCAUUUAGUCCACAAACAUUUAUUAAGACCUACCUCUGUGUUGAGCACUGCCAGGCACUAGGAACAUAAAUAGGAGUAACAGGCAGAGCUAAGUGUCAGGUAGGGUAAGCAGACACGCAAAUGGGUAACCCCAGUCCUACUGGGUACCCCAGAGCGCUGUGAACCACUGCUGAGCAAGCAGAGCGCCCUCCGAGCAACCACCUGGAGGCCAGCCGGGGUUUCGCAGAGGAAGGGACAUCUGAGCUGGCUGCAAGGAGAGGCACAGGUCAGAGAGGGGACGAGGAGAAGGCGCAUAGGAUUUGGCUUCAGAGGGCUUCACUGGGCAGCAAAUCCAGUUCCACCACCUUCUGGCUUUAAGACAGUCAGGAAAUCUCCUCCUCAGAAGCUGUCUCUUUUGUAAAAUAGGGCUAUGCAGUCACACCUACUAAAGCUCUUUGCAGGGAGGGUUACGGUGGCUCCUGCUGAGAGAAUGGACUUGAUCCCGUGGGCUUCUGGGAACCACUAACAAAUUUCAGCCAAGGAGGCAGGGAGAUCAGAUCAGAUUUUCAAAAGAUAACUCUGGCAACAGAUGGAAGACAGUGAGAAGAGGAAUAUAAGGAUUUGAAAAUCGUGAGACUGCGUAGAUGCUGCUGCCAUUAAGUGAGACAGGAGCGUGAGCGAGAUCAGGGGUUGGACCCUAAGGCUGCCGGCGUGGAGGCACAGCCUCCGUGAUGCUGCGGGCAGGCUGCAAGGGGGCCAGGGCAGCAAGGAAGGAAAGACCACUACGCAGCUCUGACCCCUCCAGGGUCCUUGCAGGAAACACAGGGCACACUCAGGUGAGAGUAGGAGGUUAUUUAAUGAGAGGACUACACUGAGGUGUGAGUAGGACUAAGGAGAUGAGGAGUGUUGAGACGUCCAGGGAUAAGCAAAAGUGGAAUGUUGUUAUCACCUUGGGCUUGAAGGGGCAAAGUGUGUCCUGGAGCCAGGCGAGCGCUAGCACUGAGGAGGAGGGAGCAGCGGGCAGGAGACCAUCACUGCACAAAGAGGGGAAGAAAUGCCCUGGCCUCUCUCCUUCCAUCCUCUAAUCUCGUGCUGUUUCUUCCCAGUGACCUACAUCAGUCGGCAGUCUCUAGGGGUCAGGUCUCCAGGGCAUGAGAGAACAAGAAGGGUAGAGAAUGAACCUGGGGAGGGGCGAGGGAGAGUGGCCAGCACAACCCUUCCCACUCAAAAGCCUAUCUUCCCGAUGUCCCUGCAGCUACGCAUCUGUUGGCAUCCAUUUCCAUAAAACGGAUUGUUUGUGCCCACGACUAACCUGAUGGAAAGGCUGAGCUGGGCAGGAUGUCUUGGUGUUUGUGACGUUGUCAGGGAGGGGAUGAGACUCCGGUCAGGUCGACGACUUACCUGCCCUCCUCUGGUCCGCAGGGGACGCACACCGAGCUAACACAGAGCACUCCCCGGAACAGGAGCAGCGUCUCAGGAACAACCUCAUCUGAAGGCACCCCUGCGCACCCCCAGCUGCUGCCCACACACCAGAUACCUCAGCUUAUUGGAGCCAUGCCCUUCACAGAGCCCUAACUCAGAGGGUAAGGGGCCAGUGCCAAGGGGCACCAAGAACCAGCUCAGGAAGCCUUCUGAUGGCAAGAUCACCACACCAGGGCGGCACUGCUCCCUCAGGAUGGCUCUGGGUCUAUCCCCUGAGGGCCUUUGGUCUCUGGACUAUGGCCUUUGGGCUUUGUUCAGCUGAGCUCCUCUUCCAUAGGAGACCCAGUCCUUCCCGGAUCUUGCCCCAGAGUUCAUGGUUCAAGAGCUAUCAGUUCCUUAGGAAUGGACUGUGGCCCAGUCCCCCAUCUAAAUGGUGCUUUGCAAAUGUCUUGGAGGAGGACCGAAAUACACAGGAGGAGAGGUCAGCUCUCUGCUAGGAGCUCUGUGCAACACAACUUGUAUCAAAGUCACAACUGGCAAAGAAGCUGGUGAAUUCAGUCCCUUGCUUGAUAGGUCCGCAUUUAGAAUUCAGCUACCAUACUCUCUAGAGUCUGUUCUUUAGUGCCCUUACCUUUACCCUACAGCACAUAUGGGUGUUUCUAAUAUCCCUGGAAGCUUAGGCCUCAGGCAUCCCCUUAUCUCCUGACGGGCCCAAACCACCAGUUACCGAGUGCUUGCGACGGGGCAAGAUUCACUGGAGUGGCCAGAUAUGGCCUUCCCGCAGAGCAGCAAGAGGAGGCCGAACAGAAAGAGUCCCGGGGUGCUGUGGACCCCAGCUGCUGCCAGGCCCUCUGCCAAGGGAAGAACACUUGCCCUGACCCCGGCAGGCAAGGUCACUGUGUGCCUCAGGACCGGCCUAAAGGUCGGGUCCCCCAGGCUUCUGGAGUGAAUUUUGCAUUGAAUAAAGUUUUGCAGUGGAAAGAACAUGGGUCAAACAGACCGCUCAUCUCUGCAGGAAAAAGAAGACAGGUCUGGUAGAGUGGAGGACAGGAGACUACGGAGAGGUCAGAAGGGGAACAUUUAAUUUAGUUAAGGACUAAACCUAGGAAAGGCCACCAUCCCUGCUUGACCUGGCUGUUGGCAAGCCCUUGCUCAGAUGGUAUAAAAUCCCAUGGUCUUCCUGGACAUGAUUCUUAAUCUUGUCUCCACUAAGACACACUUGAGAGAUGAUCCUUACAGGUCUGAUGCCCUGAUGCCAGUAAAGUUUGCUCACUAUGGACUGCUACAAAGACAAGACUGGCUGUGAUUCUUGGCAGUUCCCAGCACCCUAACUCUCCCCCUUUUCACUGCUGGUGACCUGGUUACUAAGAUGUGUGGAGCCCACAUACUACUCACAACAGCCCCACUGCACUUCUCCGACAUCAGCCUACAGUCUGCUUCGCAAUUCCCUCCCUAGGCUCCGUGGUGAAACAUGGGUUGGAAAGGUUAAGGGAUGAAAAGUAGGAGGAAAGAAGAAAAAGUCCAAAGAUGGUAAACUUUUACAACCAAGGCUGCAAGGCCAGAGUGAAUGGUGGUAGAUGGGGCAAGAUUACAACAGUCCUCCCGUCCUCACAUAUGAGAGCUGCCCUUCCUUAGCCGGUAAAAAGGGACCCGCUCUGGGGUAUCCUCUGUGAAUACAAAGAAGCGCGCUUUUCCUUCUCCUCUACCAUCCCUCUUCUCAACUCCCUCACCUCCUUCAUUAGGGCAGAGGGAGAGCUUUACUUUGGCAUGGCAGUUUAGGUAAACAAGGGAAGGACUGAUUUCCUGUUGGAUCCAGCAAACAUCUCCCAAACAGUAACAACAUUAUACUCGCACAUGCACCCAAUGGUCUGUGAAAGAACGUGUAGCUGGCGGGGGAGCGUGUGGUGACUGAUGACUAGAUUCAGGCAGGGAGGUUACCUACAGCUUCUGGCUGGAUCCAAGUUUCCAAGAAGGCCAGAAAAAGCAGGCCAGGCAGCCAGCCACCGGCUCUGGUCUCAGUCUUGCUGCCCACAUCACACAUUUGAUAGGUGCAGCCAGUUCUAACUCUUGGAAAAAGCUAUACAAGGGUUGCGCUGUUACACCUCUGACUUGAAAGGGAAGGAUAUGGGAAGAUGCGGCUGGCAUGACUUGUAACUAGAUGAGGAAUGUUAACAGAAUAGCAACCACCAAAUUCCAGACAGAACCAAAAAUGUCUGAUGAUUUUCACCUCGGCAUUCUUGUCUCAGAGAAACUGAAGUACUAGGAACCUCAGCUUACCAUUCAGAUGCCUAAUUUCUUCCUAUUCCACAAAGACUUCCACUCCAUGAGGAGUAUACUGGAACGCAAGGGGAAUGUCUCUAUCUACUAUAAAUUCCAGGUGAUACUGGGAUUCAGAAGUUCAACAUACAUGAAGCAACGUGUAACACACAGCAGAGUGCGUUAGCUGUCUUCUCAAAUAUCUACCCGAGGAGCCAGUGGCAGCUACAGGGUGCUCUCCAGUUAGCUCAGUGUACAAAGGCAUGGUGUAGAUAUGACCAAGGAGCUGAUUCCUGUCUGGACAAGCUCAAGUAGUCCGUGCUGGGUCAGGGCAGGUGCUCUUUCUUACCUCCAGCCAGUAUACAUCAAUUCCAGCUACUGGAAAAAUACAACUAAAAAGCACAUUCUCUACUAAGGGCCGAAGCAGGAGCACUCCUUAGCUUUCAGUUUUGGCUAAAAAAAUCCUUUCUCUGGAUCUACUUAUAAGGAUAAAUCUGAAAGUUAGAGGUGGCUGACUGUUAUCCGAAAAAAAGUGUAAGUUACUAGCCACCAAGUACACAGCAUUAGAAUGAGGACAAAAGUAACUUCUUGAAAUUAUGAGUACUAAAAGAAAACUGGGUAAUAAACACGGGACUAUGUGUUACCAUCAACAAUGCCCUUAGAAGCCAAAAUGCUGCCAGAAAGGGGAAGCACCCUCAAAGGCAAGUGAUAGGAACAAUCACUUUUUUUUUUUUUACCACCCAAGGCCAUUCUCAGCCUUGAAGAAUCAAAACAGAGCAAAGGUCUACCUCAGAGGUAUACUGUUCAGUACGAAACCUGGCUAGUUUCCUGCAUUUCCUUUCAAAUGCAGCCAUACUGUUCAAACAGACUUCCCUGUGUUCUACGAUGACAGCACAAGCUGUACAGCCAGCUGCCCUAAGCAGUGCUGGGGCAGAGGGUCGAGAGGACCUAAUGACCCCUCCAAACUUGGAAUGGAGGUAUUGAACAUGAACAAGGGACAGUUUCAGAACAGACAAAGGAUGAGAAAAACAAUGCUGAGGAACUGUAAGAGGGCUCUAAGACCGAAACAGCGGCAGGGAUCAAGACCCACGGCCAGUGUCAUUUGAGGAACGUUUGGACGGAGCCCCACUACACCAUCUUCUAGGCAAUGCUAUAACCCAUCAUUGUCAUGGGCACUAAAUCAUACAAAAAUGAGGCUGCUGCCCUCACUGAAAGCACAAUGAGACAUCAUUUCUUGCUCUCUCAGCAUCUGGAGGUCCACCACUACGAUUUCUUCAAAAACACUGAGAAUGCAGAUAUGAGAAGGAUAAAGCCUGAGCUGACUGCUCUGACUUGUCCACGUCUUUUAGGAAAUCUCUUACUGCCCAGAGGUGUGUGACUCGCUGCUCUUCACUAUAAUGGACGAGCUGGUAUGGCUUUUGCCAAAUGCCUCUGGCAAAGGCAGAGAAGAUCAUACCAAGAACAUGCUGUGUGCCAGAUGCCUCCUGCAGGAUGUCAGAUUGGACAAAAAUGGCGAAAGGCAAGAGGGUGGGGUGGGGAUGUGCAAAGAGGGCAAGAAGGGGAGAGAAGCCACCACAUACCAAUGCCAGGAGAGUAUUUUGUAGUAUACUCUGGGGCACAGAGAUGAUCAGCAGUCUACUGCUGAUCAAUAAAACCAACAGAUCCACCGAAUCCACGCACAGCAUUACGGGGUGAAGAUAAGGGAAGAACUGCUCUCUAAUUUCUUUAGGGGCAUGACAAAACUGGCCAACAGCAGAGUGAUGUAUGUCAUAAAAUGGGCUUUAAUGUCUUUCUCUUUCAACGUGAUAGUACUGCUUAAACUGGAACUGGCACACAGCUCCCAAGACCGGCUUCCUGUAAGGAAUGAAGCGGGCACGCCCCAGGCUGCCAUGCGGCUGGAGCAGCCCCAGGCACUCAGCUUAGUACAAGCUCUGGAGUCCAAAUACCUACACCUGCUGCAGUUCACCAACUUUGGGGUUCUGGAACCGGCAGUGCAGAUUCUGUGAAUACCAAGCACUCCAGAUACCGUUCCAUCUCCUUGUACUAACAGCUCCCUCCCCUCUGACCGCCCACCUCACCCGCCCCCUGCAAUACUGCUGUUCUCAGCUUUGUGAGGUACUAAGGAACACCCUGCCUUUGCGGUGCCUUAAUCUCCCAUCAUCACAGGUUUGAAUCCUCUGUUUUGCAUUUGCUUAAAACAUCUUGGAAGUGUGACUUGCCCUGUCCAGAGGACUCUUGGAAGUCACAUCUUCCAAGUUUCUUCCUAGCUGAUGGCUUCCUUCCACGUCCAACACAGUUAAGGCAGUUCCAAAGAACUGCAUUUAGGAGUGAAGACAAACAGGAGUCUGUCUUCCUCCUAUACCUCAUCAGCCCUUGUCUUGAUCGCUUAUCUCUUUCUUUCGUUAACAUGCACAUCUGCAUGUACACAGAGCUCUGGAAAAAUCCUCUGAAGACUGGAAAUAUUUUCUGAAUUCCUGGAAUUAUCCCUGUCAUCAAAUGAUGUUCAAACUGCAGACUGGUCUCUGCCUUCCCAGAUGUCUUCCCGUUGCUUGGCUUCCAAUUGUUUUCUCUCUGUAAAUAAGGGCAGUGUUAAGAUGGUUAAGUAUAACUUCACAUAACCAGUGACUUUCACUUAAUCUGAAUUACAAGGCAAACUUUAAUCAUGAGACAGGUGAAUUCCCUGGUUUUCUCUUACCUGAUUCCAAGAGUCAAUAUUUUUAACUUUCCAAGUGCUUUG
Messenger RNA from Globicephala melas (long-finned pilot whale), 9033 nucleotides. It is a transcript of the gene LOXL4, whose product is annotated as lysyl oxidase like 4. Lineage: Eukaryota; Metazoa; Chordata; Mammalia; Artiodactyla; Delphinidae. Gene Ontology annotation, molecular function: copper ion binding; protein-lysine 6-oxidase activity. Gene Ontology annotation, biological process: peptidyl-lysine oxidation; collagen fibril organization. The record is from RefSeq and is a predicted model, not a curated record. Gene Ontology annotation, cellular component: membrane.